Sorghum bicolor (sorghum) is the source of this 2234-nucleotide messenger RNA. Its product is annotated as 4-hydroxyphenylacetaldehyde oxime monooxygenase-like. The transcript has 2 exons. Lineage: Eukaryota; Viridiplantae; Streptophyta; Magnoliopsida; Poales; Poaceae. The record is from RefSeq and is a predicted model, not a curated record. Bases 79 to 1776 code for a protein of 565 amino acids. Gene Ontology annotation, molecular function: oxidoreductase activity, acting on paired donors, with incorporation or reduction of molecular oxygen; monooxygenase activity; iron ion binding.
GAAUGGAGAUGCCCAAGCCUCAGCAGCUCAGCUCAGCUCGCACCACAACCCUUACCGUUAAGCAACAGCUAGCUAGCAAUGGCGGCGGUGCACGUCAUCGUAGAAGGCGGCAGCAGCAGCUCGCCUCAGCAUCAGCAUCAGCAAUGGCGGCUCACGCUCGUCCUGGCAGUUGUCGUCCCUCUGGUCUUCCUCAUCCUCCUCGCAAGAACAAGAACACGAAGAAGAGCAAAGAGCGGGAGCAGCACGGAGAAAGGGCGGCGCCUCCUCCACCUGCCGCCGGGCCCUCCGACGCUGCCGAUCCUGGGCAACCUGCACCAGCUGGGCGCGCUGCCGCACCAGAGCCUACGCGAGCUGGCGCGCCGCCACGGGCCCGUCAUGCUGCUGCGCCUGGGCAGCGUGCCCACGCUGGUGGUGUCGUCGGCGGAGGCGGCGCGGGAGGUGAUGAAGACGCGCGACGCCGACUGCUGCAGCCGCCCCGACACGCCGGGGGCCCGGCGCCUCUCGUACGGCCACAAGGACGUCGCCUUCUCGCCCUACGGCGACUACUGGCGCGACAUGCGCAAGCUCUUCGUCGUCGAGUUCCUCAGCGCGCGCCGCGUCCGGGCCGCCGACUACGCCAGGGAGGCCGAGGUUGACAAGCUGAUCGGCAGGUUGAGCUUGAGCAGCAGCGCCGGCGGCAGGCCCGUGCGGCUGGAGGACCACAUCUUCAGGCUCAUGGACGGCGUCAUCGGCACGGUGGCGUUCGGGAACAUCUACGGCACGGAGCAGUUCGCGCACAAGAAGCACUUCCACGACGUGCUGGACGAGGCCAUGAGCGCCAAGGCCGGCUUCUCCGCCGAGGACUACUACCCGAACGCCGCCGGCCGCCUCUUGGACCGCCUCACCGGCGCCGCCGCCCGCCGCGAGAGGGUGUUCAGGGACCUCGACGCCUUCUUCGACACCAUCAUCGACCAGCACCUGGUGAACCCGCCGCCCUCACGCGCCACGACGCCCGGCGGCGCCGGCCACGGCCCCGACCUCAUCGACGUCUUCGUCGACCUCAUGGAGAUGGAGGAGCGACAGGUCGACGGCUCUUUCCGCUUCACUAGAGACCACAUCAAAGGCCUUCUCUCGAACGUGUUCACUGCUAGCGUGGACACGAGCUCGGUGACCAUGGUGUGGGCGAUGGCGGAGCUGAUGCGAAGGCCGGCGAUGCUGAGGAAGGCGCAGGAGGAGGUCCGGUCCGUAGUGGGCGGCGGCGGCAGGGAGACGGAGAGGGUGCACCCCGACGACGUGGCGAAGCUCAGGUACCUGAAGGCGGUGGUGAAGGAGACGCUGCGGCUGCACCCGGCGGCGCCGCUGCUGCUGCCGAGGGAGACGCUGCGGCAAGUCAGCAUCUGCGGGUACGACGUGCCGGCCAAGACGCGGGUGCUGGUCAACGCGUGGGCCAUCGGCAGGGACCCCCGCAGCUGGGGGGACAGGCCCGAGGAGUUUGACCCGGACAGGUUCAACGACGGCGGCGGCGUGGGCUUCAACGGCACGCACUUCGAGCUCGUCCCCUUCGGCGCCGGUCGCCGGAUGUGCCCUGGCAUGGGCAUGGGCGUGGCCACCGUGGAGUUCACGCUCGCCAACCUGCUCUACUGCUUCGACUGGGAGCUCCCGGACGGGGUGGGGGUCGACGACGUGAGCAUGCAAGAGGCCGGAGGGCUCUCCGUCCACAAGAAAACGCCGCUCCUGCUCGUCCCGACUAGAUACAAAUGUCGAUCUCGAGAUCAGAGUCUCGUCAGUACUCAGUAGUCGUGCCAGUGCUUAAUUAUAGUAUUAGCUACUGCAUGCAUGAUGAUGAGUAGUGAUGACCAUUUUAUUAAUUAGCAACCCUUGCAUUAUAUAUAUUAUUACAGCAGAAAAAACACUAGCUAGCCAUAGCUAGCUCUUAGACGAGAUUUAUAUAUACUAAGGGUCUGUUUAGAUUUGAAAUUUUUUGGCCUAAAGAGAAUUCUUUUUGUGGAAUUAGAGCCUGAGAACUAAACGGGGUCAAAAAAAAAAUUUGGGACAAAAAAUUUGGGCUGCAACUGUGCACACACUCCAAUGGAAGCUCACCAAUGACAAGGAGCAUAGUAUGUAGCGUUCAUGAAUUAAAUUAAGCGAGGGUCACCUGUGUACAAGAGAGAUAUUGUAAUACUGUAGCUGUAGAUGGUAUGGUACUGGGUAAUUGUUUUGAUAUAUGAAAUAAUAAUGGUGUCAUGCAUACCUUA